CAGCUUCAGUGUGCCUGCAUGUGAUUUAGGGGUUGAAUAGCAAGAAACCCAGCCAAGGUUUCUUAACCUAGCAACUCCUAAACCUAAUAUUGCUCAAAACCUAAAGCAGGCAAAGAGAGGUCAUGGCUAUUUUCAACGGUCACAAUCAUUUGGCUUUAGGUUUUGGCAUGCUAGGUAACGUCAUUUCAUUCAUGGUGUACUUGGCACCCCUGCCAACAUUUUACCGAAUAUACAAAAAGAAAUCCACAGAAGGUUUCCAAUCACUGCCUUACCUGGUGGCACUCUUCAGUUCCAUGCUUUGGCUAUACUAUGCCUCACUCAAGCCAGCUGAUGCUACUCUCCUCAUUACCAUUAAUUCAUUGGGUUGUGUCAUUGAGAUUGUUUAUAUUAUCAUGUUCACAAUCUAUGCCACCAAAGAUGCCCGGAACUUAACCGUUAAAUUAUUUAUGGUGAUGAACGUGGGUUCCUUCGCCUUGAUCUUCCUCGUCACCUACUUUGCUAUGCAUGGCUCCCUCCGUGUCCAAGUCGUUGGAUGGGUUUGUGUAUCUAUUGCAGUAGGUGUUUUUGCGGCACCUCUCAGCAUUGUGGCUCAGGUUAUUCGAACCAAGAAUGUGGAGUUUAUGCCGUUUAACUUGUCACUUUUCCUCACCAUAAGUGCCGUAAUGUGGUUUUUCUAUGGUCUUUUACUCAAGGACAUAUGCAUUGCUAUCCCGAAUAUUCUCGGGUUCACAUUGGGACUACUUCAGAUGCUGCUCUAUGCAAUUUACCGGAAUGGUAAAACCAACAAUAAGGAAGUUGUUACAAAGGAGGAGCAUGCACUAGAGGCAAUGAAAAACGUUGUCGUGGUGAACCCGUUGGGAACGUGUGAAGUGUACCCAGUUAUCGGUAAAGAGAUCAAUAACAAUGGACAAGGAAUAGAAGGUGCUGAAGAGAAGGAGAAAGGCGUGGAAUUAGGCAAGGAAUGCCCAGUGUGAAAUGGUUUUAAUAUUAUAUAUAUAUGCUCAGUGCAAUUGUUACAGACAGGAGCACUUCGAAUCAUAUUAGGAAAUGGUUUUCUUUACAAUAUUCAUAUAUAAAUAUGCGUAUACCGUUUAUGUCGGUGACUUCUGUUAUGUUAAAAUCUACAAGUCAUAUAUUAUGAAUCAUGUUCUCUAGCUAUCAUCAACCAUUAAUUUAA
This is a messenger RNA of Glycine soja, 1177 nucleotides long. RefSeq names its product bidirectional sugar transporter N3-like. Lineage: Eukaryota; Viridiplantae; Streptophyta; Magnoliopsida; Fabales; Fabaceae. The transcript has 6 exons. Gene Ontology annotation, biological process: carbohydrate transport. The coding region runs from base 123 to 974 and encodes 283 amino acids. Gene Ontology annotation, molecular function: sugar transmembrane transporter activity. The record is from RefSeq and is a predicted model, not a curated record. Gene Ontology annotation, cellular component: membrane.